This is a messenger RNA of Suillus clintonianus, 1056 nucleotides long. RefSeq lists its product as uncharacterized. NCBI's taxonomy places the organism in Eukaryota, Fungi, Basidiomycota, Agaricomycetes, Boletales, Suillaceae. Gene Ontology annotation, cellular component: membrane. Bases 5 to 961 code for a protein of 318 amino acids. The transcript has 6 exons. The record is from RefSeq and is a predicted model, not a curated record. Gene Ontology annotation, molecular function: serine-type endopeptidase activity.
CAACAUGCGCACUCUUCCGAACUUGCUCCAUGGCAUGAUGUCGAGAAGGGGCUUGCAUGUCUUUCAACGCACUUUCAACAAGCAAUCAAAAUGCAACAGUCGCCUGGCUCACAACACCCUUUCCCAAUUUAAUUCGACUCCUCAACCGAGACCGUUCUCGUCGUUCCCUGUGCGAAUCAUCCACACCCCCGCCACGACUGUACCAUCGACUAUCAGUUCACUCCCUGCGUUCUUCCUUCAAUUUGCUCGUACGCAGCUGCGUAAUGCAACUCAUAGAGACGUGCUUCGUUUCAGGUUUGCUUCCUCCCGUCCCCCACCUCGCAGGCCAAACCGCCUAGAUUCAAUCAACGGAAACGUCAUAUUCGUCGCCAUCAUCGCAAUAAACGCUGGCGUUUUUCUUCUCUGGCAAGGCGCCAAGUCCACAUACCAAACCACUCGCGACCCCACACUCUACAUCUUCCUCCGGAACAACUUUUUGGUGAAUUGGGAGAACAUCACCUCCGGUCGCGUGUGGACGCUCAUUACCUCGUGCUUCUCCCAUCAAGACAUAGAGCACGCAUUGUUCAAUGGCCUUUCAUUCUACUUCAUGGCCCCUGGCGUCAUGCAAGUCCUCGGGAACUCGCGUUUUUUGGGCCUCUACUUUCUCGGUGGCAUCGCAUCCAGCAUGAUGAGUCUCGUGUGGAACCGUUUCUACAAGCAUGACUCCAACAUGUCUUCGCACGGUGCUAGUGGCGCGAUACUGGCAACCGUCGCGUUUUACGCCUGCGCAUUCCCAAGGACGACAUUUUUAAUUUUCUUCGUCGUCCCUUGUCCUGCAUGGGCGUUCCUGCCCGGGAUCCUCGCGUUUGAUGUGUAUAGGAGUGUAACAGAUGCCAAAACGCGAACGGAUACAGCAGGUCACGUCGGCGGAAUGCUAUCAGGCAUAGGUUUCUUCCUAUGGAAAAUGGCUCUUCGACGCUAGACUUGCUGCUGCGAUAGUAUUUCCUGCUCCACUCAAUCCAUAGAAGAAUUUAUUACGCAGCAUAUGAGGUGUAAUAUAAACAAGACUGGCGCUGU